Messenger RNA from Purpureocillium takamizusanense, 3556 nucleotides. Its product is annotated as Ubiquitinyl hydrolase 1. The coding region runs from base 828 to 3095 and encodes 755 amino acids. Gene Ontology annotation, molecular function: cysteine-type endopeptidase activity; cysteine-type deubiquitinase activity. Gene Ontology annotation, cellular component: nucleus; cytosol. NCBI's taxonomy places the organism in Eukaryota, Fungi, Ascomycota, Sordariomycetes, Hypocreales, Ophiocordycipitaceae. Gene Ontology annotation, biological process: protein deubiquitination. The transcript has 4 exons. The record is from RefSeq and is a predicted model, not a curated record.
CCCUCCCCUCCCCUCCCCUCACUUUCACCCUCGCACGUCAAUCGUCGCUACCUGUUCCAACCUCUGCCUAGCCAACACGACCAACGAACGACGCCGCUACAGCGCUGCAACAGUCUUUGUCUGUACUCACACUGCACUGUAGCGCUGUCCCGGUUGGCACAUCCUCGCCCCUGCUGCUGCCUGCCUGGCUUGCGCCCGAGUCUUCCAUUCUGAUCGAUCCGCUCGCUCGCCUGCUUCUGCCUCACUCACGCCUCACCAUCCAGGCACAGUGCGCCCGCAACGCCUCAUCUCUCCCUCGCUCCCUCCCUCCCUCCGCUGCUUCGUCCGCUGGCCACGCCACCGCAUCCCCCCUCCACUCCACUCCCCUCUUCCGCCGCCCGUCUUCCCUCCCUCCCCCCCCCCCAAGCCACACACACUCGCACACCACCAACACCAGCCAGACGGGGUUGAGCGGGUGGGCUCGACCAAGCCUGUGCGCCCCCAUCUCUCAGCGCCUGUCGUUCCCCAACCGCAGUCCUCGUUCCCCCCGUACUGCACUGACUGCCUGCCACCCGACACGCCUCCUCCUCCUGCUGCUGCUCCUCCUCCUCCUCCUCCUGAUUAAUCCCGCCCAUCGUUCUCCAGCCCGUCCUCUCUCAGCUCUUUCGCCUCGAAUGACUUGGUCGCUUCAUCACCGUCUCUGUCCCUCCUCGACUGGGCGUCGCUUCACUGCUGACGCCGACGCGGUUCGCGCUACCCGCCAGCCCAGCUUUUAAACCCUACCCAUCCAUCGCCUUCGCUGUGACCCCGGAUUGCCUCCGCACUCGGCACGCGACCGACCGCCCAUCAUGGCAGGCUUCCUCAACAAGAUCAAGAGUGCCGGCUCGGCCACCACCACCCAGCCGGCCAAAGAUGCCCUUCAGAAGAAGAAGGACGACAUCGUCCAUGAAGUGACCCCGCUAGAGAAGAUGCUGCAGAAUGCGGGCCCGCUGCGCGAGGAUGGCAGCGACCGCUUCUAUGGCUUUGAGAAUUUUGGCAACACUUGUUACUGCAACUCUAUCGUCCAAGCGCUCUUCUACUCCGACCUCUUUCGCGACAACGUCGUCGGGUACCCGCCGUUCUCGCCCGCUGGGACCCCCAAUGGCACCAACCCCAAAGUCCACGUUACCAUUAGACCGCCCAUGAACCCGACGUUGCCGGCGCCGCAACAGAAGCAAAAGGUGCCGUCGACAGCCCAGGUAUUAAAGCAGAGGCAGGCCAUCAAUGCCGGCCAACCCGUGGGUGGUCAGGCCGCCGUCAAACCCGAGGACAAGCCCGACACCCCCGAAUACAAAAAGAAGCAGGCCAUGCUCAAAGGCCCCAUCCUGGAGCUAGCGCAGGAGAAUGCCGUGGCUUACGGCAUGGAUGAAUGCACCUUCACCGGGCUCAAGGACAUCUUCCUCGCCCUCCUCGAGAGCAACACCCGGACCGGCGUGUUGAGCCCGCAGCGAUUCCUCGAGAUCUUCAAACGCGACAACGAGAUGUUCCGAAACUCCAUGCAUCAAGAUGCCCACGAGUUCUAUGGCCUAGUCCUGAAUGACGUUAUUGCCAACGUCGAAGCGAAUGCGCGUCGGAUCCAGGAUGACGACGUCAGGCGGCAGAAUGGGCUGUUCCAGUCGGUGGAGAACGCGCUCGGCACCCUUGCCGUGAACAACGCCACUGGCUAUCGAUCACCUGGCACGGGCUGGGUUCACGACAUUUUCGAGGGCGUCCUGACCUCGGAGACCAAGUGUUUGACGUGCGAGACGGCGUCGCAGCGCGAUGAGACAUUCCUCGACCUCUCCAUCGACCUCGAGGAGCACUCCUCAGUCACGUCCUGCCUGCGCAAGUUCUCCGCCGAGGAGAUGCUCUGCGAGCGGAACAAGUUCCACUGCGACCACUGCGGCGGUCUGCAAGAGGCGGAGAAGCGCAUGAAGGUCAAGCGGCUACCCAAGGUGUUGACUCUGCAUCUCAAGCGCUUCAAGUACACGGAGGACUACAGCCGGCUGCAGAAGCUGUUCCACCGGGUCGUGUACCCCUAUCAGCUGCGCAUGUUCAACACCACCGACGACGCAUCGGACCCUGAUCGCCUGUACGAGCUGUAUGCGGUCGUGGUCCACAUCGGCGGCAACGCCUACCACGGUCACUACGUCUCCAUCAUCAAGACCAAGGACCGGGGCUGGGUCCUGUUCGAUGACGAGAUGGUGGAGCCCGUCGACAAGCACUUUGUGCGUAACUUCUUUGGAGACAAGCCCGGCAUGGCAACGGCAUACGUUUUGUUCUAUCAGGAGACGACAUUUGAGAAGGUCAGGGAGGAGCAGGAAAAGGAGGGCAUGGAAGAGGUGAAGCUGGCGACCCAGGCCGCCAACGUCGCGCAUGAAGACAGUGACAAGGCGGACACGGCUCCGCUGAAGCGACAAGCCACGCACCCCACGCCACCAGCUCCGGAGCCAGAAACCUUUUCGAAACUGGCACACGCCCAGACCGCCCCAGACCUGUCGAGUGCACCUCCAGCCACCGAGGCCGCUCCUCCAAGCCCCGCCGUCCCCCCCGUGCCCGCCUUGACGAGGACGCCCACAUCGAAGCAGGAUGCGAAGAGCAAGGAUGACAAGAAGCGCGAAAAGAAGGAACGCGAAGCGGCAGAAAAAGCAGCCAAGCUGGCCGAAAAGGAGACGCAGAAGCAGGCCAAGGAAGCUGAAAAGGAACGUGAGAAGCAGCUCAAGGAGGACGAGAAGAAGCGGCGGGAGGAGCAGCUCAAGAGAUUCCAGGCACACAGGACAGAGCAGGAUGAGCUCCAAAAGGUGCUCGACGAAAGCAGGAAGACGGCGGCCAAGGAGGACCAGGCCCGGAAGAAGGAGACAAACGGCAAUAGCAACGGCAACGGCACCGUCGGGGCCAUGGCGGGCAUCCUCGACCGGUCCAAGCGCGGCAGCAAGUCCAUGUCCAAGAAGAGCUUCAGCUUCUUCCACAAGGACAAGGCGGGGGUGGACGCGACGACGGAGGGGAGCGACAGCGGCGAGCUGCCCGAGAAGCAAGAGAAGAAGGGCCGCCUCAGCAUGGGCAUCGGCCGGAAGAAGAGCAGCGGGCUGCUGUCAUGAGCCAUUGGCGACGCGAAUGGUUCUUUUCUUUUUCGGACCUGUACGAUUUCAUGACGGAGGAUAUAUUGUGCUGUUUGUUGGCCUCUGCGCAAGACAUGGCAACUGGAGCGACACUCGGUUUUUUUGCGACCUGGCGGCGACGAGGGCUCGCCGACUGCUUGCCGCCGCGGAGGGCAGGCGUUUGAUUUUUGUGGCACGACUCGACGGGAUGAGACUUGAUGGCUGCGCCGCGGUUUUUUGAGCGACGGUGCUGGGCUAAUAUAUUGCUACAUGGCGGCGGCGUCGCAGCAUCAGGCGUGUCAUUUCAGUUUACAUUAUAAUAGCUUUCUACCAGGUCUCACAUUGAGAAAUGGGGAACCCGCACCGGAUCGUGAGCCCGCUGUAGUCGAUUGGCUGUCGGGAGACGAGUCGUGGUGACCUCACAUGGACCUUUGCCUGCACCAACACCCGUCAAUCCUUGC